Messenger RNA from Stomoxys calcitrans (stable fly), 2040 nucleotides. RefSeq names its product cAMP-dependent protein kinase type I regulatory subunit (gene Pka-R1). NCBI's taxonomy places the organism in Eukaryota, Metazoa, Arthropoda, Insecta, Diptera, Muscidae. The transcript is spliced from 6 exons. Gene Ontology annotation, biological process: regulation of protein phosphorylation. Gene Ontology annotation, molecular function: cAMP-dependent protein kinase regulator activity. The record is from RefSeq and is a predicted model, not a curated record. The coding region runs from base 739 to 1863 and encodes 374 amino acids. Gene Ontology annotation, cellular component: cAMP-dependent protein kinase complex.
AUUGUAGACGGAUUAGCAAAGAAAAAUAUAGUGAAAAAUACAUUGAUUCUGCCUAAAAAAAAUCGUGUAAUUUGUUUAUUCUCAGCGCAAAUAAACAACAUUUACAAUUGUAUAGCUUUGAACAAUAAAAGAAUACUGACAUUUUGCAACGGAAGUAGAUUUUUUUACGAAAACCAUAAACUUUUUUAACUAUAGACAAAGAAACUGAAGCAGGCAAAAACUUGCAAGAGGACUAACCAUCAUCAUCAUCAUCAUCAGAAGGAGAAAAUACAAGAAUUCAGAGAAAAAAUCGCAAUAAGUACCAUAAAAGUGACAAAGUAAAAGUGAAAAGUGAUUUUGUUCAAAAGUCCAAGGCAAAGUAAAAAAAAAGAAAAACAUCGAAAAAAUUGACAAGGUGUUCAUCAUCGAACAGACAGACACACAAACAAGAAUCCAAUUGGGAAAAGUGUAGACGGAGCGAGCGACACCCACCUUUGAAUACAUUUUACGUAUCGCUGCGGAAGGACCUUGUUACUUUGUUCGAGUGCGUACGUGCAUGUGUAUUGUUGCCCUGUGCAAAAGACAUUCCUUUGGGUGUUGUUCUAUUGCCGGGUUCAGACUUUGCCAAUUUUGGACAAUUUCUUUUUUUUUCUUCGAAGAAAAGAAGAAGCCAAAGUUUUACAUUGGUGCGUGCGUGCGUGCGUGUGCGUGUGUGAUAGAUAGAAUCUAAGCCGAAUUUGCAAGGCUAUCGAAAGAAACAUGGCCAAUACCCUGGAGGAGCAACAAAGUCUGCGUGAAUGUGAGAAUUACAUUCAAUCCCAUGGCAUACAGCGUGUGCUUAAGGAUUGCAUUGUGCAAUUGUGUGUCAGCCGGCCCGACAAUCCCAUACAAUUUCUUCGACAGUAUUUUCAAAAACUAGAAAAGGAACAAGUAAAACUUGAUUCCACCAAACAGGUGACCAGUCCUGAUGAUUGUGAAGAUCUCAGUCCAAUGCCACAAACAGCUGCACCACCAGUACGACGACGUGGUGGCAUCUCUGCCGAACCAGUAAGUGAAGAAGAUGCCACCAGCUAUGUGAAAAAGGUGGUGCCCAAAGACUACAAAACAAUGGCCGCCCUGUCCAAGGCCAUUGCCAAAAAUGUUCUCUUCUCACAUUUGGAUGAAAACGAACGGUCCGAUAUAUUUGAUGCCAUGUUCCCUGUUGCCCAUUUAAUGGGUGAAAAUAUUAUACAACAAGGUGAUGAGGGUGAUAACUUUUAUGUGAUCGAUCAAGGAGAAGUUGAGGUUUUUGUCAAUUCGGAAAUGGUUACCACUAUCGGUGAUGGUGGCAGUUUCGGUGAACUGGCUCUUAUUUAUGGCACACCCAGAGCUGCCACAGUUCGUGCCAAAACCGAUGUCAAACUUUGGGGUAUCGAUCGUGAUUCAUAUCGUCGCAUUUUGAUGGGUUCCACUAUACGCAAACGCAAAAUGUAUGAAGAAUUCCUAUCGCGUGUUUCAAUUUUGGAGAGUUUGGAUAAAUGGGAACGUUUGACCGUAGCCGAUGCUUUGGAAACAGUCACAUUUGAAGAUGGUGAAACAAUUGUCAAACAGGGUGAGGCUGGUGAUGACUUCUAUAUAAUUGUCGAAGGCUGUGCUGUAGUUUUACAAAUACGUGCUGAGCAAGGAGAUGAACCUGCCGAAGUUGGUCGUUUGGGCCCAAGUGAUUACUUUGGUGAAAUUGCACUGCUGCUGGAUAGACCCCGUGCUGCUACCGUCGUUGCCAGAGGACCCUUGAAAUGUGUAAAACUAGACAGAGCGAGAUUUGAACGUGUUUUGGGCCCAUGUGCAGAUAUUUUGAAACGCAACAUUACCCAAUACAACAGCUUUGUUUCAUUGUCCGUUUAAAUGCAACACUAAAUCACACACUCACACAUACAAAACAGAUUUCAAAAACAAAAGAAAAAAAAAAUCAUGCAAAAAAAAAAACUCAAAACUAAUUUAUUUGAAAAUAAACCGGGAAAGAAAACCACCCAAAAAAAGAAGAAGAAAUUUUAAACCCCUCCCAAAAAUAAAUCAAACAAA